AUGCCUCCUGCGCUGAUCACUCUUGCCGUCGAUCUCCUCAACCCCUCUCUUGAGCAUGAGAAGAGGCAGCACAAGCUCAAGCGCCUCGUACAGUCGCCUAACUCCUACUUCAUGGAUGUCAAGUGCCCAGGCUGCUUCGCCAUUACCACUGUCUUCUCGCAUGCCCAAUCAGUAGUCCUUUGCGGCUCGUGUGCAUCAGUUCUCUGUCAACCUACGGGUGGUAAGGCAAGAUUGACUGAGGGGUGUUCGUUCCGUCGGAAGAACUAG
Messenger RNA from Coniophora puteana RWD-64-598 SS2, 267 nucleotides. Its product is annotated as ribosomal protein S27. The coding region runs from base 1 to 267 and encodes 88 amino acids. The record is from RefSeq and is a predicted model, not a curated record. NCBI's taxonomy places the organism in Eukaryota, Fungi, Basidiomycota, Agaricomycetes, Boletales, Coniophoraceae. Gene Ontology annotation, molecular function: structural constituent of ribosome; RNA binding. The transcript has 4 exons. Gene Ontology annotation, cellular component: ribosome; cytosolic small ribosomal subunit. Gene Ontology annotation, biological process: ribosomal small subunit assembly; translation.